AUGAGGUUCUCUUCUCUUGUCGCUCUUUUCGGAGCCGCGGGCUUCACCUUUGGUCUUCCUGUCUCAAACAGUGACCAGGUCGAGCCGGCUUCCGAACACCUGGACAAACGCUUCUACUAUACCCGCUACACUGCUCCGGAGAAGCGCGAUGAAGGCUCUCUCGACAAGCGUUUCUAUUAUACUCACUACGUUGAGCCCGCGAAACGCGAGGAGGGCGCCCUGGACCCGCGUUUCUACUAUACCCACUAUGAAGAGCCUGAGAAGCGCGAGGAGGGCGCCCUCGACAAGCGUUUCUACUAUACCCGCUACACUGCUCCGGAGAAGCGCGAUGAAGGCUCUCUCGACAAGCGUUUCUAUUAUACUCACUACGUUGAGCCCGCGAAACGCGAGGAGGGCGCCCUGGACCCGCGUUUCUACUAUACCCACUAUGAAGAGCCUGAGAAGCGCGAUGAG
This is a messenger RNA of Aspergillus saccharolyticus JOP 1030-1, 453 nucleotides long. RefSeq lists its product as uncharacterized. The record is from RefSeq and is a predicted model, not a curated record. The transcript has a single exon. Lineage: Eukaryota; Fungi; Ascomycota; Eurotiomycetes; Eurotiales; Aspergillaceae. The annotation marks the transcript as partial.